Nicrophorus vespilloides is the source of this 1072-nucleotide messenger RNA. RefSeq lists its product as uncharacterized. The record is from RefSeq and is a predicted model, not a curated record. The coding region runs from base 95 to 913 and encodes 272 amino acids. NCBI's taxonomy places the organism in Eukaryota, Metazoa, Arthropoda, Insecta, Coleoptera, Silphidae. The transcript has 2 exons.
GAGACGUUUGAAUUUGCUACUAUAAACUAUUUAUUUUAACAUCGAAUCUCUAUUUCACUCAAAUAUCAAAAUCAAUUUUAUUGCGUUAAACAUAAUGGACGUAAAAGAUGUGGGUAUUGCAGGAUGGACUUUUAAUAAAACGCGUAAAGCGAGAUCAAUUAAAGGAAAUACAUCGAAGAAAAUUAUGAGGAUAGAAUUCUAUUCCUGCAUGCAGAAACCUAACGAAUCAGUUGUAGAUUUUAUUAUAAGGAAAAUGGCCGAUUACAAGAAAUUAAUAAAAACUUCGAAUGAAAAGCAACUACUAUCGGUCAUCCAACGACUGUUGUUGCCAACCAACUCAACUUGGGCAUAUGAGCUUCAUAUAGUAAACGCCAAGGAUCUGCUUUUCGAGGCAUUGCAGAGAGAGCGUCAGCCUAAUAUGGACGAAAUCCACUUUAAACCAAAUUGCCAUUAUUGCUCGGAAGGACAUUUUUAUGAUUCGUGUCCAGUGCUUCAUAAUGUCGAGGUUAUGAAGAUAGGAGAAAUUUCUGAAAAUAGGAUACAUAAAGAUUUGAUUUACAUUUCUCUAAAAAUGAAUGACAUUACGCAUUUGGCAGUUGUAGGGAUCAAAACUACCCAUACUUUUGUUAAAGAUGGCUUGAUACUCUGUUGUCCAGAUAGCGUUCUCGAAUACACGGUACUUGACUCUGAAGGUUGUGAUAUGUUUGCAAGAGGUCCACACACUGCAGUUUUUGAUGUAGAUAAUUUUCAAAUUGUAAAUACGGUAUAUGAAGUAGCGAAUUUGGAAGUGGAUAUUAUUCUUGGUAGCGAUUGGCUUGCGAAUGUCGGAGCAAUAAUUGAUUAUGAACAGAACUGUAUUUACUUCAAUGAAUGGAAUAACCUCCAGCUAGAAUUCCUGAAGAAGAAUCAAUAGACGGACCUCUUUUAAUUUUUUAAUGCUGUACGAGUUUUAUAUAAAUAUUGUUAUGACUUAACAAUCAUUAUUGUUAAACAUUAUAUACGGAUUUAUAUCUGUAUAACUUUUGUGAAAGAAUUUGUAUAAAUAUAGUACUAUAUUUUAACCAUGAACAUA